CGCCGACGGAAGCGGCCCUGACGGAAAGGAAAUAAAAGGUCUCAAAGGCUGGACCGGUGGAGGCGGGCGGCGCUGCGGGGCCACUUUUAGCCUCGCCCCGCACACUGAAUUCAGCAUGGGGGAGAAGGCCGAGAACUUUAAAGUGCCAGAAGAUCUAGUCAAGGGCUUAAAGGUUACAGAUCCUCCAGAAACAGGAGGAGCCAGCCCAGCAGCUCCUGAUCCCAGAGAUCCGCAUUCGCAGAGCAGGAAGCUCCAGGAUGAUAAGGGCAGUCUCCAGGAAGACCAGGUAGAAGAGGAGCACUUUCAUGACUGUAGUGCCUCAUUUGAGGAACCUGGAGAGCCUGAGACUGAGAGCAAAGCUGGUGAGGACCCCACUUCCUCGGAGCUAGACGAGGAAUACCUAAUCGAACUGGAGAAAGAUAUGCCAGAAGAAGAGAAGCAGAAGAGGAGAGGAGAGAGCACUAGACUAAAGGAGGAAGGAAAUGAACAGUUCAAGAAAGGAGAUUAUGUCGAAGCUGAAAGUUCCUACACUAAAGCUCUUCAGACAUGUCCCGCCUGCUUCCAGAAAGACCGGUCCAUUCUGUUUUCAAACCGGGCUGCUGCGAGGAUGAGACAGGACAAGAAUGAGCUAGCCAUCAGCGACUGCAGCAAAGCAAUUCAGCUAAACCCCAACUACAUCCGAGCAGCACUGAGGAGAGCAGAGCUGUACGAGAAAACAAGUAAACUAGACGAAGCCCUGGACGAUUAUAAAUCUAUACUAGAAAAAGAUCCAUCAGUACACCAAGCGAGAGAAGCUUGUAUGAGAUUACCCAAGCAAAUUGAAGAACGUAAUGAAAAACUAAAAGAAGAGAUGUUAGGUAAACUAAAAGAUUUGGGGAACUUCGUUCUUCGACCCUUUGGGCUCUCCACAGAAAAUUUCCAGAUCAAACAGGAUUCCUCUACUGGCUCCUACUCUAUUAAUUUUGUUCAAAACCCAAAUAACAAUAGAUAACAAAGCUGGCAGUGGUUGUACACGCUGACUGGGAAGUCGUGCGCUGCUUGCUGUCUGGAGGGCAAAGCCCUGCAGUUUCCAUUUUCAGAACACCCUAGCUAAGAGCACCGCUCCAGUACAGGCUCCCCCAUUGCUCUGUUGUUUGGCAGGGAUUGUAGCCCGUCCUGCCGCGAGCCUGGCAGGUCUGCGCACACUGCUCCUGCCCUGGCUGCGCGGGGGAAGCCUGCUGUCCAGGCCGAACUCGGAGCCACACAGUGCCCUGGUCUGCAGACUUCUCCCCAGCCCACUAGACAUGCUGCACGGGGUCCCUCAGACCCCCUGCCCAUAUGAAGCUCAGAGGCUGCUGCGCGGGGUCUCCAGCCUUCCCCGACUUCCUCUGUAAUAAAAGCAC
This is a messenger RNA of Dipodomys spectabilis (banner-tailed kangaroo rat), 1382 nucleotides long. RefSeq names its product tetratricopeptide repeat domain 1 (gene Ttc1). Gene Ontology annotation, molecular function: protein binding. The record is from RefSeq and is a predicted model, not a curated record. The transcript has 8 exons. The coding region runs from base 116 to 991 and encodes 291 amino acids. Lineage: Eukaryota; Metazoa; Chordata; Mammalia; Rodentia; Heteromyidae.